This is a messenger RNA of Daphnia pulicaria, 2037 nucleotides long. RefSeq lists its product as uncharacterized. Bases 134 to 1390 code for a protein of 418 amino acids. The transcript has 3 exons. Lineage: Eukaryota; Metazoa; Arthropoda; Branchiopoda; Diplostraca; Daphniidae. The record is from RefSeq and is a predicted model, not a curated record.
GUUUCCGUGUCUCAUCACAGCACACUCGAUAUUUUAAUCCUCGACAGCCGUUCGUUCGCCCUGUGCGAUCUUGGUUGACGCAACAGAACUACCCCCACCAGUCUAUACACUCACUCACGCCCACGCGCUAAAGAUGCAUUUGUCAACCCACCUGAUGAUGUUGAUGUUGGCCGUCGUCGCUUGCCGAGCGGCUUUCAUCCCCAACAUGAUGUUUUCGUCUGGGCGUAACCGCCAGAUUCAACAACAACAACCCAAAGCGUUCGCCCAACAACCGGCCUGGAGAGCCGCUGGCAACCCUCUCAGUCCCUGGGACGACGGAACGGAAACUUACGGUUACCUGGCCGACCGCCACCCCAACGCCAUGGACGAUUUGACGCCGUCCUACCAGCCGCAAGCCCAGCAACUGCCUCAGUCGCAACAGCCGCUCGUCUACGGAGUUCCGCAUCGCUACCUGAGCGAACCUCUGCCAAACAGCUACCCGAUGGUGGCCAGUCCGACUGACGAGUUGUACAACAACGAACUUUACAACAACGCUCUGCUGAUGCGAGGACGAGGGCCUUUCAACUCGAUCAAACGAUCGUCGCUAGCCUCUUUCUACGACUCGUCCAUGGACGACGACAGCGUCAACUUUGACGACGGUCUCACGGCCAUGGCAUCCGACUAUUACGACCAGCCAAUCAGCCACCAGGACGUCGUCAACUUUGAAAAGUACGUCCAGCGGUACUUCCAGCAGCAGCCGAGCGAGGCCGAGAGCGAGGCCGAAGUGGACAGCCAAUACGGCGACUAUUGGAGUAACGGCGAGUCGGAGGACGCUGAGAGCGAGUCGGACGACAGCAGCAACAAUUACGACGUGGACAACGACGAAGAAGCUGCCAGACAGUUGCAUCUGCUUCUGAACCAGCAGAAGCAACAGCGUCGACCGAUAGCCCUGCGGGAAAUCCAAAAGAAAAGCGCCCCAUCGGCGGGCGCCCAGUCGGCGGUGAAGUCGACGCCCAGAACGGAGGCUCCCGUGACGACGGCGACGACAACGACGACGUCUUCGGCUACUGUGGCUCCCCAGAGUCAACAAGGGCAGAAAGAAGAGCCCUUGUUGAGACCGCCCACUCCACAAAGACAACCGCAGCCUCAGCAGCAGAUGUCGAGUACCACCACUACGACGACAACAACUCCAUCGGCAGCCAAAAAGGACGUCCAAGAGGAGGACGGCAACAUCUAUCACACGAUCCAGCGGCUCAUGAACAUGCGCAAUCGCCUCCAGAAAUCUCCCGGCGACGAUAUCGAGCGUGAUUGGGACGAUGAAAACAACAACCGAGCCAAACGUUUUGUGGCGCCUUCUCCGGAUUCGCUGCUCAACAAGCAGAUCCAUUCGUUAGAUAAGAUCAGAGCUUAAAUUGAGUUAGAGGAUCGCGAUCUCUAUCUGUCGGACAAAUCAACAAGACAAACUCGGUGAUAUUGGAACACAGGCAGCUCGGUUGAAUGAGCUCCGUUCUUUCAGUCAGGAAAAACAAAAACAAAAAAAGAAAAGAGAAGAGCCCGUCAGUUGGAUCAUGAACAAGGAACAAGAAGGGAAUGCCCUUUCUUUUCCCUUUUCACUCCACUGACGACCGCGAAUCACGUCUUCCUCUCCUCGGUCUACACACACACACGCUCCCCCAUCUUAUUCCCCGACACCCACACACACACACACCCACACACUCCACGGCAUCGCCUACGCAUUUCCUAUAGAGACACACACAGUGGCAUGGCCGUCAACGUGACACGCACGUCCGCCCUGCACCAGGUCGAAUAAGACAAAAAGAAAAACAGACCCCACACGUCGUUUUCCUUUGAAUGAAAUUGCCCCUGGGUCAAUCGUGUCCCGCAGUCCACCCACCCACACACACACACACAAGACUCACACGUUCGAUUGUGUUUAGUGCAACACAAGAUAUAUAUCACUGACGUUUCCUCAUAUGUGAACCAAUAUCCCCCCCCCCGAUAUCUUCUUAUACAUAUAUACAUAAAUAUAAUAUAUUAAAUGACUAUUACACGAACAAG